UUUCUGACUCCUCUCAGAGGAGACUCCCGGACCCGGGGGAGUAACAGGUGUCUGGAGGCUGAAGGGUGGAGGGGUUCCAGAACUUGGGGCUUGCUGGUGGAACUCCCCUCCACCCUCCUCACUUGCACCCACCCACCCCCUAACCCCCUUCUUUUCCGUCCUUGGAAAAUGGUGUCCAAGCUCACAUCGCUCCAGCAAGAACUCCUGAACGCCCUGCUGAGCUCCGGGGUCACCAAGGAGGUGCUGAUCCAGGCCUUGGAGGAGUUGCUGCCAUCUCCGAGCUUUGGGGUGAAACUGGAGACGUUGCCCCUGUCGCCUGGAAGCGGGACAGAUCCCGACACCAAGCCGGUCUUCCAUACCCUCACCAACGGUCACACCAAGGGCCGCUUGUCCGGGGACGAGGGCUCCGAAGACGGUGACGACUAUGACACCCCUCCCAUCCUUAAGGAGCUGCAGGCUCUCAACACCGAGGAAGCAGCGGAGCAGCGGGCGGAGGUGGACCGAAUGCUCAGUGAGGACCCUUGGAGGGCUGCCAAAAUGAUCAAAGGCUACAUGCAGCAACACAACAUCCCCCAGAGGGAAGUGGUUGAYGUCACCGGUCUGAACCAAUCACACCUCUCUCAGCACCUCAACAAGGGCACCCCUAUGAAGACCCAGAAGCGUGCCGCCCUGUAUACCUGGUACGUCAGGAAGCAACGGGAGAUCCUCCGACAGUUCAGUCAACAGAGCCAGGGGCCUGGGCAGUCCGACGACGCCUGCUCUGAGCCCACCAACAAGAAGAUGCGACGCAACCGGUUCAAAUGGGGGCCCGCGUCCCAGCAAAUCUUGUACCAGGCCUACGACCGGCAAAAGAACCCCAGCAAGGAAGAGAGGGAGGCCUUAGUGGAGGAGUGCAACAGGGCAGAAUGUUUGCAGCGAGGCGUAUCCCCCUCUAAAGCCCAUGGCCUGGGCUCCAACUUGGUCACUGAGGUCCGUGUCUACAACUGGUUUGCAAACCGUAGGAAGGAGGAGGCAUUCCGGCAGAAGCUGGCCAUGGAUGCCUAUAGCUCCAACCAGACGCACAGCCUGAACCCCCUGCUCACGCACAGCUCCCCCCACCACCAGCCCAGCACGUCUCCUCCAAACAAGCUGCCAGGAGUACGCUACAGCCAGCAGGGAAGCAAUGAGGUCACUUCCUCUUCAACAAUCAGUCACCAUGGCAACAGUGCCAUGGUGACCAGCCAGUCAGUUUUACAGCAAGUCUCCCCAGCCAGCCUGGACCCCGGCCACAAUCUCCUCUCACCUGAUGGUAAAAUGAUAGCAGUCUCAGGAGGAGGUUUGCCCCCGGUCAGCACCUUGACGAACAUCCACAGCCUGUCCCACCACAAUCCCCAGCAAUCUCAAAACCUCAUCAUGACCCCACUGUCCGGAGUCAUGGCCAUUGCACAAAGCCUCAACACCUCCCAAGCACAGARCGUCCCAGUUAUCAACAGUGUGGCCAGCAGCCUGGCAGCCCUGCAGCCCGUCCAGUUCUCCCAGCAGCUGCACAGCCCUCACCAGCAGCCCCUCAUGCAGCAGAGCCCCGGCAGCCACAUGGCCCAGCAACCUUUCAUGGCUGCUGUGACUCAGCUGCAGAACUCACACAUGUAUGCACACAAGCAGGAGCCCCCCCAGUAUUCCCACACCUCCCGGUUUCCAUCUGCGAUGGUGGUCACAGACACCAGCAGCAUCAGUACACUCACCAACAUGUCUUCCAGUAAACAGUGUCCACUGCAAGCCUGGUGAUGCCCACCUAUCACUUACUUGGUGCACAGCAACAAGGACUCUGUUUUCUACACCGUCACCCUUUGGGCAGCUGUCAUGGAAAAGCCCAGUGACCUGACAAGCACCUGUGAGAGGUCCCUGCUUAGCUGACAUCCUGCUGGCACCUCAGACAAUCCGCUCUCGGGAGGCGCAGCCUGAAGCCCAGCUUCCCUUCUAU
Messenger RNA from Urocitellus parryii (Arctic ground squirrel), 1960 nucleotides. It is a transcript of the gene Hnf1b, whose product is annotated as HNF1 homeobox B. Gene Ontology annotation, biological process: insulin secretion; regulation of transcription by RNA polymerase II; positive regulation of DNA-templated transcription. Lineage: Eukaryota; Metazoa; Chordata; Mammalia; Rodentia; Sciuridae. Gene Ontology annotation, cellular component: nucleus. The record is from RefSeq and is a predicted model, not a curated record. Gene Ontology annotation, molecular function: DNA-binding transcription factor activity, RNA polymerase II-specific; RNA polymerase II cis-regulatory region sequence-specific DNA binding.